Alternaria alternata is the source of this 1230-nucleotide messenger RNA. Its product is annotated as alpha/beta-hydrolase. The transcript has 3 exons. The record is from RefSeq and is a predicted model, not a curated record. NCBI's taxonomy places the organism in Eukaryota, Fungi, Ascomycota, Dothideomycetes, Pleosporales, Pleosporaceae. Gene Ontology annotation, molecular function: hydrolase activity. Bases 143 to 1138 code for a protein of 331 amino acids.
UACGGAAGGGCGUGGAAAGUGACAUUUGCCUUACACCGUACAACUUGCCAAAGUAUACCAAUUACUGACCCCAUUUACCUCUCAUCUCGAUACUCUGGUCUCUAGCAACACCUUCUCGAUUUAAACGUAUUACGUCGCAGCCAUGACAUCUGUAUCUGCCCUCAAGAUCCAAGACACCAAGCUAAGCAGCCUCGGCCUCUCAAAGUCGAUUGUAAAUAAGGAGAAAGUCUGCUGUUAUACGCGUUCUCUAGAAAACGCAGACGACAGGAAUCCCAUACUUGUUCUGAUCCAUGGCUACCCGCAGUCAGCUUACAUGUGGCGACAUUUAAUCCCCCAGCUUCCAUCACAGGCACCACUCUUCGUUCCGGACCUGCCCGGUUAUGGCGCUAGUCCACCAAUCGAGCGGAACGAUAAAUUGAGUGUUGGAACGGCAGUACUCGAGGCGCUGAAGACAGAGGUCAAGAAGAGUAAGAGUAAAGACGGGGACAUGAAGAUUGUGCUUGUCGGGCACGAUCGUGGAGCGAGAGUUGCGCACCGCCUUACCGUCAGCGGGGUAGACGGACUGGACAUCCUUGGUGUUUGUCUAAUAGAUAUCGUCCCGACUUCGACACAAUGGCAACAUUUUGCCUCCCCAGCUACUGCGGCGAAGGAGGUUACGGGGUAUUUCCACUGGCCGUUGCUCGCAAACGUGGAUUUGGCGACACGUAUGAUCACCGCUUUUGGGCCAUCCAACUGGUGUCAGGAAAUGAUCUUGCUUUGGUCGGGCAAAAGCAACACGGGUGUCGAGAAGCUAAAGGCUGAUGAAGCACUGACUGUAUAUGGCGAGUUCUUCGCACAGGAACAUACGCUGAAAGCAAGCUGUGAAGACUAUAAGGAGGGCGCUACGACGGAUGUCAAGGAACAGGAGAAAGAUCAGAAAGAGGGAAGGAAGAUUGGAGUCCCGGUGUUGUUGCUGUAUAGUGAGGCGGGCAUUGGUAGUAGAUUCAACUUUCCAGAUGUGUGGAGGGAGUGGGUUGGUGAGGGCGUAAGGAUCGAGAAUCAUGGGCUAGGGGACGGAGUUGGACACUUUGGGGCUGAAGAAGCGCCUGAUGAGUGCGCGGAGGCUAUUGUAAGCUGGCUUGGAACAGUGGUUCGAUAGAUUUUAGGUACUCGAGCCACAUAAGCUUGUAUUCCGCUGCAUGUAAACUCAACCUCGGAAGACCUCUGUAAUGGAGGCACUUUGAAAGCGUC